Carcharodon carcharias (great white shark) is the source of this 3539-nucleotide messenger RNA. It is a transcript of the gene col22a1, whose product is annotated as collagen, type XXII, alpha 1. The record is from RefSeq and is a predicted model, not a curated record. The transcript is spliced from 51 exons. Bases 24 to 3170 code for a protein of 1048 amino acids. Lineage: Eukaryota; Metazoa; Chordata; Chondrichthyes; Lamniformes; Lamnidae.
UUGGUUUCCCUGGUUCACCCAAUAUGGAAGGAAUCAAAGGACAUAAGGGUGAUCUAGGUUUACAAGGACAGACAGGGCUACCAGGCCUGAAGGGUGAUAAGGGAGACCAGGGUUACCCAGGAGAACAGGGCUUUAGAGGCGUUGCUGGACCUCCUGGUGUCAAAGGUGAACACGGUCAGGAUGGAUCUCAUGGAGCGAAGGGGGACCGUGGCUUUGAUGGAUUGCCUGGCAAAACAGGUCUUCCUGGUGAAAUGGGUGCGACUGGUAGUCCAGGAAUCCCUGGUGCUUCUGGAGUAAAGGGAGAAAAAGGAGAAGCUGGACCUCCAGGUUACCCAGGGAAUAUGGUAGAGCCUGGUGGUUUAAAAGGAGAACCAGGUCAGCCAGGACCUCGUGGCCUUCAAGGCUUGCCAGGUCCUCCAGGGCCAAUGGGUCGUCCUGGUCUGGAUGGCAGUGCUGGAAAACCUGGAUUACAAGGUCAAAGGGGAAGGAAAGGUGAUCAGGGACUGCCUGGUGCAGAGGGAAUCACUGGACCUCCGGGUGCUAAAGGAGAUCCUGGUGUUGCUGGACAAACAGGACAUCGUGGAGAACAGGGGUUGCCAGGUGAAAUUGGCUUUCCAGGAAAACCAGGUCCAAUUGGAAAACCGGGCGCCCCUGGGACAGAUGGGAAAAAUGGCUUCCCUGGACCUCCAGGAGUUAAGGGACAAGCAGGAGUACACGGACUGGAUGGUAUCCCUGGAAAACCUGGUGAAAUGGGGGAAAGAGGAUUACCAGGUCUCACGGGGCCCAGUGGACAUAAGGGAGAAGCUGGUCUUCCUGGAUCACCUGGACUACCCGGUCCAAGGGGAAUAAAAGGAGAGCAGGGAGAACCAGGGAAACAAGGUUUAGUUGGACCCAAAUCAGAUAAGGGUGAAAAGGGGGAUAAGGGAUCAGUUGGAGCUCCCGGUUCUCCAGGCUUACCAGGGACGGCAACUGAAGGUUUUUCUGUACCUGGGAUACCGGGAUUGGAUGGGGAGAAAGGAGAGAAAGGAGACGCAGGAGAGCCAGGAGAGCCUGGUUCCCAUGGAAUACCAGGCACAAGUGGACCACAAGGACCCCCAGGCCCAAAGGGUCAACAGGGUGAUCGAGGGCCAGCUGGGGUUUCUGGGACAAAAGGUGAAAUGGGGGCUAUUGGAAGACCAGGUCCACCAGGUCCACAUGGUGUGCCAGGAAAUGUGGGAGUCCCAGGAGUUGCUGGUCCCCCAGGCAAUGAUGGUCGCAGAGGUGAGAAGGGGGCGCCUGGUACAGAUGGUGAACCUGGGUUACCUGGAAAUCCUGGUGACGCUGGGCUGCCUGGAGUCCCCGGACAGCCGGGGGAAGGUAAAACUGGAAAAUCGGGGCAGCCUGGUACACCCGGCUUGACGGGACCCCAAGGACCAAAGGGUGAUCCAGGGGAUCCUGGUUUACCAGGGACACCAGGAGACAGAGGACCUCCUGGUGAAGGGAACCCAGGAGCACCAGGCCUUGCAGGACAAGUUGGUGAAAGGGGCCAUCCGGGUCCAAGAGGCUCACCUGGAACCCCAGGCCAGCCUGGAAAUGAUGGUUUACCAGGCCCUAGAGGAGAUCCAGGACCCCCGGGAGAACCUGACUUGUGCACCAGCUGCCCAGCCGGUCCACCUGGUCUCCAAGGCCUACCAGGUUUGAAAGGAAGCAAGGGUCAUGCAGGCCCCACUGGAAAAGUUGGAAAAGAUGGCCUUAGAGGUGAGCCAGGACCAUCAGGACCUCCAGGACCGCAAGGACCAGCAGGAAUAGUGGGGAGCAAAGGAGAUCGUGGUUUGCCUGGUUCAUCUGGUGAAAAGGGUGAACAGGGUAGCCCAGGACUGCCAGGUUAUCCUGGGCCACCUGGAACUGUCGGCCAACCUGGUGCUGAUGGUAUUCCAGGAUCUUCUGGUGCACCAGGCCUGCGAGGAGAGAAGGGGAGCGAAGGCACUCGAGGAAGUGAGGGACCUGCUGGAUUGUUAGGACCACCAGGUCUUGCAGGAAAAGAUGGAAAGGAUGGGAAACCUGGACCUGCUGGAGAGCCGGGCAGGCCAGGUAACCCUGGGCCUCCUGGCAGGAAUGGACUACGAGGAAUCCCUGGUUUUAAAGGCCCAAAAGGUGCUACUGGCUCAAUUGGCCCAAGAGGGGAAGCAGGAAUGGCUGGGCAACCAGGUCAGCCAGGGUCACAUGGGAAAGAUGGUGAACAAGGACCUCCAGGACCUCAGGGUCCUCCUGGUUUAAGAGGCAAUCAGGGUAAAAGUGGUCCGCCUGGCCCUGAAGGAAAGCCUGGUGUUCCAGGUGUCCAGGGACCAAAGGGCUCUAAAGGAACAAAUGGAGAUCCAGGUUUUCCAGGGCCCCAGGGACUACCAGGAUCACGGGGACAGCCAGGAGAGACAGGACACCCAGGAAAAACGGGAUCUCCAGGCAAAUUAGGUGAUCGGGGGUCCAAAGGAGAGAGGGGCGAUCCAGGUAUCAAAGGUGCAAAAGGAAUCCAGGGUAACAACGGACAGCCUGGUGAACCAGGGCUUCCAGGUAUAAAAGGACACACUGGGAUGAUGGGUCCAGUAGGGCCUCCAGGAGAAAGAGGCCCAUCUGGGUCACCAGGACAAUUAGGUCCUCCCGGCAUACCUGGUGAAAGAGGUGAGCCACCAUCCUCGGAGCAACUGAGAAGACUUAUAAGGGAAGAGCUGUCGAAGCAGCUCGAUGUGCGGCUGUCCUACCUCAUGUCUCAGUUUCAACCAACACCCAUUAAAGCACCACCCGGGAAGCCAGGGCCUCCUGGUCCACCAGGGAUUGAUGGGUUUCCUGGGAGGCCUGGUGUCCCAGGAGAACCUGGGCCACCUGGACAACCUGGCUCUGAAGGAUCCAGUGGACCAAUGGGUCCAAAAGGUGAUAGAGGCACUAAGGGUGAAAAAGGAGAAAUGGGUAUUGGACAGAGGGGUGAUCCUGGUUCACCAGGCCCUCCAGGUACCCCUGGAACACCUGGCUAUGGGAAAGAUGGAAUACCUGGUACUCCAGGGCCACCUGGAGAGUCUGGCCUACCUGGUGGGAUAGGUCCUCAGGGACCUCCUGGACAGAAUGGAAUCUGUGACCUGGCUCAGUGUGCUUACUAUGCAAAUCUGGCCAGCCGGCCGUCUAACCAAAAAGGACCUUGAACAAGAAAAGUUUGAAGAGAUGAAGGAUUCAGAGGCUGUUUAACAAACAUAACAACAAAAAUAUAACCAUCAGCAGCCUGUACAGCGAUCACUCCGAGCACAUGUGCUGCCGGCCAGAUGUGUUUCGAUGUGAGUUCCUGCCCUCUCCUAGGAUAACAAGAGAAAUGUACUGUAUCCCAGCCAUUAAGCACACACACAGGCCCCUCCUACAAAUCCAUACCAGUUCCCAAUUGUGACUAAACUGUGUGAUUUUAAAGCUUUCUAACUGUACAUAUUUUCAAAGUCUGCAGCUCGUUUCCUGUAUAGUUUUAUCUCAUCUUUAGUAUAAUCCAGUGUGGCAUAUGGUAAAUGUAGUUUUCAUUCACUAGA